This is a messenger RNA of Strongylocentrotus purpuratus (purple sea urchin), 699 nucleotides long. RefSeq lists its product as uncharacterized. Lineage: Eukaryota; Metazoa; Echinodermata; Echinoidea; Camarodonta; Strongylocentrotidae. Bases 1 to 699 code for a protein of 232 amino acids. The transcript has 6 exons. The record is from RefSeq and is a predicted model, not a curated record.
AUGAAGUCGUUGUUUGUCAUCACUCUAGUUCUAUUUUCAUGUCUGUGUCUUGUUGGAGUCAACCAAGCCGUCGCUGUUUCAAAGGAAGGUUCGCAAGAUGAAGAUGAAUCUGUUGCUGAGAUCACUCGUUCCUUCUCAACUCUUGAGCUCAUCGCGAAGAAUCCAUCAAUGAUGUCUAAGAUUCAACUUCCUGACUCUCUCGAGACCGACUUUGAGCUGAGAGAAUCUGUAAAGACACGACGUCGAAGGCAAGUCGACUCGCCAUCGACUCUCCCAACAUCGGUCCCACCAUCUGGUGCCGAGCAGCCAAGCCUGGGACAGAACCCAUUCGGACCAUACUCAUGGCCUAUGUAUUCUGGUCAAUGUUUCUUGUGUCCUGCUGGUGUUCCUGGAGAAAAAGGUUGUCAAGGCCCACAAGGGGUUGCCGGUAGGGACGGGAGAGACGGACGGGAUGCACCGACAGGUCCACAAGCUCAAGAAACACCCACUCCACCCAGCGACGGUGUCAUCUAUAUCCGCUGGGGUAACGAUGUAUGUCCUGAAGAUGCAGAACUCAUCUAUUCAGGUACUAUUGGAGGUGCACACUACACUCAUUCUGGUAGCGGCUCAAAUUAUCUCUGCAUGCCGGACACGCCUAUCUAUGACGAAGUAGAAACUUCCUUACAUAAUGAACGAGCCCGCCUAUACUCCUCUGAAUAA